Messenger RNA from Penicillium brevicompactum, 5124 nucleotides. RefSeq lists its product as uncharacterized. Gene Ontology annotation, molecular function: histone demethylase activity; DNA binding. Gene Ontology annotation, cellular component: nucleus. The record is from RefSeq and is a predicted model, not a curated record. Lineage: Eukaryota; Fungi; Ascomycota; Eurotiomycetes; Eurotiales; Aspergillaceae. The transcript has 4 exons. Bases 1 to 5124 code for a protein of 1707 amino acids. Gene Ontology annotation, biological process: chromatin remodeling.
AUGGGAGCUCCGGCCUCUGCCGGGGCGACCUCGACGGCUGCGGCAGGGCAGCCGACUCGAUCCUCGAGCACCCACCCUUCCCAUUCCCAUAAUGUCCCUCUGAGCGCUCGGAGGUCCGCGCCCCUUGAUCUCUCCACCGUGGAACGACGAGGACAACCGAACAAUCCUCGAGAACCCUCCAAGCGCAUUCGCCCACAUGGAAUCCCAGAAGCUCCGACCUUCCGGCCGACAGAGGAGGAGUUCAAAGACCCUGUGGCCUAUAUUCAGAAGAUUGCACCCGAAGGCAAGAAGUAUGGAAUUUGUCGAGUCGUGCCGCCAGAGGGCUGGCAACCAACUUUCGCAAUUGAUACCGAGCGCUUCCAUUUCAAGACCCGCCGGCAAGAACUCAAUUCCGUCGAAGGAGGAAACCGCGCAAACAUGAACUACGUCGAUGGACUCGCCAUGUUCCACAAACAGCACGGGACUAAUUACAGCCGACUCCCCAGUGUUGACAAACGACCACUAGAUCUCUACAAGCUCAAGAAGGCGGUCGAGAGUCGUGGUGGAUUCGAAUCGGUGUGCAAGUUGAAGAAAUGGGCGGAAAUUGGUCGCGAUCUCGGAUACAGCGGCAAAAUCAUGUCCUCCUUGUCAACAUCUCUCAAAAAUUCCUACCAACGAUAUCUUCAGCCUUACGAAGAAUACUUGGCACGCGCUAAACCCGGCGUUCAACAGCAGCUGGAACUGGAACAUGGCGGCCCAUACACUCCUUCGCCACUCCCAUCUCCGAUGACCAUGGCCCAGCGGCCCACCGUGGAAGAAAAUGGUACGCCCUCUAAAGUCCGCGAUGAAAGCUCUGGCCUGCCUCGGAUGGCUGCUUCACAUACCCCAUUGGCACAUACUCCAUUGGGGCAGACCCCGAUAGGCCAUACACCGGUAGCGCGCUCUCCGAUGGAGAAGUCACCCGAGAAGCCCACACCUCCCGUCGAACCUACACCUCCCCGUCCGGCCGCCACAGGCUUCACGUCCGUUAAUGCAGGGCUCGGUGGAUUUACCGCGGUCAACCGCUCCCCAUUCACCCCGAGUAGCACCGGUCCACCGAUCAAGCGGGAGGGUGAGAACGGAACAUCAACACCGCAAGUAGAGCCCGAGCAUCGCGAUGCUUCUGCGCCUAUCAAUGGCCAAACAGAAGAGCUUUUGAAGCGCUCCAUAAGCCACGACGAAGGCUCUCAAACGGAGAACGGUGACGAGGAUGGCGACAAUGGGCGCCGAAGCAAGCGCUUGAAAAGGGAUUCGCUUCCUACUAUUGCAGGCUCUCAUAUGUCGCUUCUUCGCCCGGCCCCACCAAAGCCCCGCAAGGAUGGGUCUCAACCAGUUGGAGAGAAGUGCGAGACUUGUGGCAAGUCGGAUAACCAAGAAACCAUCCUUGUGUGCGACGGCUGCGAGCUUGGAUAUCACACAGCAUGCUUGGACCCGUCAACUACGACGCCGUCAGAGCAUGACUGGCACUGCCCCAAGUGCUUGGUCGGCACAGGAGAGUUCGGAUUCGAGGACGGAGGCGUCUACUCACUGAAGCAAUUCCAGGAGAAGGCCAACGAGUUCAAGAAGAAAUAUUUCGCCUCGAAGAUGCCCUUUGAUCCCGUACUCAACACGCACCGGCGCGAGACUGAAGACGACGUCGAGGCCGAGUUCUGGAAACUUGUUGUCGAUCUACAUGAGACCGUCGAGGUCGAAUAUGGCGCAGACAUUCAUUCAACUACUCACGGAAGUGGUUUCCCUACCGUGGAACGCAACCCGUUGGAUCAGUUCUCGUCUGAUCCCUGGAACUUGAACGUUCUUCCGUUCUAUGGCGACUCUCUCUUCCGUUAUAUCAAGUCUGAUAUCUCUGGGAUGACUGUUCCUUGGGUCUAUGUCGGCAUGUGCUUUUCAACAUUCUGCUGGCAUAACGAAGAUCAUUACGCCUACUCAGCCAACUACCAGCACUUUGGCGCUACCAAGACCUGGUAUGGGAUUCCGGGUGCCGAUGCAGAGGCCUUUGAAGCUGCCAUGCGCGAAGCAGUACCUGAACUAUUCGAGGGACAACCAGACCUGCUGUUCCAGCUCGUGACCUUGAUGCCCCCCGACAAACUCCGCAAGGCGGGCGUCAACGUUUACGCCGUCGAUCAGCGAGCCGGCCAGUUCGUGCUGACGUUCCCUCAGGCUUACCAUGCGGGUUUCAACCAUGGUUUCAAUUUCAACGAAGCAGUGAAUUUUGCCCCAGCAGACUGGGAGCCCUUCGGUGCCGCGGGUGUUGAUCGUCUCCAGAACUUCCGUAGACACCCGUGCUUCUCCCAUGAUGAACUCCUUCUCACGGCUGCUGCUCGCGAUACUUCUAUUGCCACUGCCAAGUGGCUGGCACCUGCAUUAGCAAGGACGUGUGCCCGAGAAAUUGCUGAAAGAGCCGCGUUCCUUUAUCGACAGAAGGAAGCCGCCGCUCGCACCUCUGGCUCUGGUAUUGAGUCUAUGUCGGAUAAUUUCCAUUCCACGGUCGUAGUUGAUGAUCAGGAUCUCCCAGAGGAAGAUUCCCAGUGCCAGCACUGCAAGGCGUAUGCUUACCUUACGCAGUUCCGUUGCCACAAAUCAGGCAAAACUGUCUGUUUGUCGCACGUGGACAGCUAUGACUGCUGUGGUGAGACACUUCCUCAGAAACUAUGCGGUCCGGGUCAUACCUUGCGGUACCGGAUGAGUGACGAGGCACUGCAGACCGUUGCGCAGAAGGUUCAGGAACGGGCCAGGAUCCCAGAGGCGUGGUCCGAGAAACUCGACAAAACUCUGGAGGAUGAACCAAAGCCCCAGCUGAAGGCCCUUCAUAACUUGCUCAGUGAAGGUGAGAAAAUCCCAUACCACUUGUCUGGCCUCCAGGAUCUUGCGGCAUUCGUCCAGCGUUGCGAUAAAUGGGUUGAAGAAGCCAAUAACUACAUUACCCGGAAGCAGCAAAACCGGAGAAAAAACGAAAAGGCUUGGCGCAGGACUAGUACCAAGACAGCGCAGCUGGACGAUCGCGAUCGUGAAGUCCGCAGGGUUGAACAUAUCUACGCCCUACUGGCAGAGGCUGAUAAACUUUCGUUCCACUGUCCACAGAUGGCGGCGUUGGAAGAGAAAACCCGCGAAAUCGAGAAAUUCCGCCAGGAUAUUAGUGGUGCCCUAAUGAAUCCACAAUCCCGACCCAUCCAAGAGGUCGAAGAGCUGAUCGAAGCUGGCAAGAACUUCAACGUGGAAAUUCCGGAGCUGGAACACCUGGAGCAAGUUUCUCGCCAAAUCAAAUGGACUGAUGAAGCUGCUCGCAGGCGGGACAAAUUUAUGAACCUCAAGGAUUGUCAUGAACUCGUUGCCGGUGCUGAACAGCUGGGUCUUCCCGAGAACAACGAGCACUUGCUGCAUUUCAAGGAGCUCGCCCGCCAUGGCGAUGCGUGGGAGCUGAAAGCCAAGGAACUCAUGUCGGUCGAGGCAGUGCAUUAUCAGCAACUAGAAGCUCUCUCUGCGCAGGCCGCUCGUUUCCCAGUAUCGCCAGAAACUCUCGCAUCUGUGGAGGCUAUAUUGACCAAGCAACGUGAGGCGCAGAGGCGGAUCCAGACUCUGUACGAAAAGAGCAAGGACCCCGAGAUGAAGAAUCGUCCUAAGUACAAGGAGAUUCGCGACCUCAUGGAGACUCUUGAGCCCUUGACUUCCCGACCCAUUGGCGCAAUUGACUUGGAGCGAGAACAAAAACGCCACGAAGACUGGAUGAGGAAGGGCAAAAAGCUCUUCGGCAAAGCGAACGCUCCUCUUCACAUUCUCAAAUCUCAUAUGGAGUAUGUGGAAAAGCGAAAUUCGUACUGCUUCGACCUCGAAGACAGCUACAGACCACCUGUGGAACCUUCAUCCCGAGACAACUCACCAGAGGGUCUUCUCGAGAGUGCCAUUAUUCCCAACCCGUGGGGUCAAAAAUCUCGCAAGAGAGAUGUGUUUUGCAUCUGCCGUCACUCAGAGGCGGGAAUGAUGAUCGAGUGUGAGGUCUGCCAUGAAUGGUAUCACGGCAAGUGCUUGAAAAUUGCCCGUGGUAAAGUCAAAGAGUUUGACAAGUAUACCUGCCCGAUCUGUGACUGGCGACAGAAGAUUCCUCGUGAUGCUGCUCGUCCGAAACUAGAGGAUCUCCAGGACUGGCACGCAGAAAUAGCAACUCUUCCUUUCCAGCCAGAGGAAGAAGAAGUCCUGGAGAGCAUCAUCAACCAAGCGACGGCCUUCCGUGAUUUCUUACAUGGCUUUACAAAUGCUGCUUGCACAACCACCGAGGAAGUGCCUACUUUGAUCUUCUACCUCCGCAAAAUCGAGGGAGCAGAGGUGCUGUUGACCUCCGAAACCAACUUCUUCCGGCAAGAGAUCCACAAGUGGGCACCUGUCGCCCCGGAGCCUCCUCCAAUCUUGGACCAGUCCUUGUCCACCCGGAAGCCCCGCCCUACCAAGCAACAAAAAAUGAUGGCCCAACUUGGAGUGAACCGUCCCGAGGAUCUCCCUGAGCACCUUCGUCCUAAGCAUCUGGGCGCUACAAAACGUAAAUCGGUCGAUGUCUCUCAGCCUGCUCAAAACACACCACCUUCCCUACAGCCGGCGCCGACAACUUCCAGCAGUGCCCCACCUCCUACAACAGGUCCGACCUUGGCUCAGAUGACAGAUCCUAACGUUGCGCCAUACCCCUUCUCCGCGAAUUAUUCUUUGCCUGGUAGUGAUUCUACGCCGGCUUUUGCUCCACAUUCAUCCUCAGCCUUCCUCCCUCAUGCCGCCGCUUCUCAGUCUCCAUCAUUCCUCCCUCGCUCUCCUCCCCCACAGCAAGACAUCGAAACUUCUCUGUUCAGCCCUCCACGAUUUGGACAUGACCCUCAGUUCGCGAGCAGCAGUCCUCGUCAGAACCUCGAUGAUGUGUUUGCAGAUUUGACAAAUCAAGAAAUUGACCCCGAUGCCGAGCCACAGCCGAUGGAGAACACACAUGCCAACGAGGCCCUGGAGGCUCUUGUCGUGAGCAACGGCAGCAGUCGUGCUGGAUCUGUCCCGGAAGAACCGGUUGAAAUGGGUGAAACCCAAGAUCCCCCUAAACUCGAGGGUGCCAAUGAAGAGCUUGACGAAGAACUUUGA